Molecule: messenger RNA, 249 nt
Organism: Alternaria arborescens
Lineage: Eukaryota; Fungi; Ascomycota; Dothideomycetes; Pleosporales; Pleosporaceae
Exons: 1
Coding region: 1-249 (82 amino acids)
Source: RefSeq, a predicted model, not a curated record
AUGUACUGCCAAGGCUCUGAGAUCGGUGUAAGAGAGUGGGUAUCAAACGUACAGAGGCUACGUUAUAAAGACUUCCAGCUAGUCAAGAAGCCUGCGGGCAAGGAAGUUGAAGGAAAAGCAGUAAAAGAUAGUAUUACGUAUGGAAAACUGGAAGAAGUAGAGAGCGUGAAAGAUUUUGGGGCUAGAAUGCAGAAGAUGGGUGUUUGGGGCUGGUGGCGGAAGGGUAUGGGAUACAUCGGUGACGACUGA